GUCAGAACAAGAUAAAUUUAUUUGGAGAACCCCAAAAAUGAACUACGUAGUUUGGCGCAUGAAGGUGCCACAUACUCAGCCACAUCCUGCUGUCGCCUUGGUUCUAGUGUCGAUCACCAACCCCACAACCACCCCCAGUGGCUUGGAGGUGGCCCGUUAGGUUUGGCAAAGCUUGUUUCAAUGAAUGGGUCGACAACGUCACUUGGCAUUGAAUACACUGUGCGAUGGAUCUCACAUACGUUGAACAGCGUCAUGUAGGCCAUGGUGGGGAGAGGCCGCCAGACCAAAGCCUAACGGAUGUUCUCCCAGUCUGCCACUUCUGGCAAGAUUUGGAGUUAAGGCGUCUGCAAAAAUAGCCAUCGAUGACGACGUUGGAGUGUGGCUAGUGGCCCUGGUUGAGCCAAGUGCCCUCCAUCAACGUGAGUUUGUGAGAAAAAGUUCGUCUAUAUAAACCAGCCAUGACCGCCUCAAUUCAACACUCAUCUGAUCCGAACAUCACAUCAAACAAAGACAACUUCUCUCUACACCCAUCAGACUCUCAACACAAACAACAAUGUCAUCCAUCAUGAACAAGGCCAAGGACGCUAUGAGCUCCGACAAGCAAGAGACAUAUACUCACCCUGCGCCCUCUGAGGCCCAGCACCACACUCAUGCUUCCGAUGCUAGAGCUCCUCGCCACAACGAACCCCAUAGCAACCUGUUGAGCUCUGCUCAGCAGCCUAGUGGCACAUACACUUCGAACAAUGCUUACACCACUACUUCUGCCACUGGCCCAGCCACCACCACUGCUGGCCCUCAUUCUUCAAACCUCAUGAACAAGGCCGAUCCCCGUGUUGACUCCGACAUGGACGGCCGCAAUGCCUUUGGCACCCAGACCCAUGGCACUAGCCACGUUCCUGGAGCUCACACCAGCAACACUGUCCACAGCACCUCUGGCCACCACCAGCACAACACCAACCCAGGUACUGGGCUUGGUUCCACGGGACCUGCUUCCAGCACUGCCGGUCCCCAUUCUUCCAACUUGAUGAACAAGGUCGACCCGCGCGUUGACUCUGAUCUUGAUGGAAGCAAGACUGUCGGCAAGGACCAGACACUUAGCGGCAACACUGCUGCUUAUGGCAUGACCAACCCCAGCAUGGACCAUGCCAUGCCGUCUGCCUAUAGUGCCAACAGCGGUACCACUGCUACCGGACCUGCCUCAUCCACUGCUGGACCUCACUCAUCUAACAUGAUGAACAAGGCUGACCCCCGCGUUGACUCCAACCUUGACGGAAGCAAGACUGUCGGCCAGAGCCAGACAUUUGCUAGCAACGCCACUACACAAGGCAUGACCAACGCCGGUUUCAACCCUUCCAACCCUGCCGUCCAUGGUACACAUACUACUCAUGCCGCCAACACCGGCAUUGCUUCCAGCGGCCCUGCUUCCAGCACCGCUGGACCUCACUCCUCCAACCUCAAGAACAAGGCCGAUCCUCGCGUUGACUCUGACCUUGACGGAAGCAAGACUGUUGGCCAGAACCAGACCUUCAACACUACCUCCAACACCCACAAUACCCACAACACCACUGGUGCUGCUACUACUACCACCUCUCAUGCUCACCCCCAUCAGACUCACAACACCCAUGGUCAGCACCACACAUCGGGUGCUGGCGCCGAUGUCAAGGCCAACCUGCAGAGCGCCGCGACUGGCCCUGCUCCUAACACCGCUGGCCCCCACAAGUCUGACUUGUUGAACAAGCUGGAUCCUCGUGUCGACAGCAAUCUGGACGGCAGCAAGACGUUGGGAUCCAACCAGACCUUUAACCACUAAAGGUAUGAUGAAUGAUCUGCUGAGAAAGAGAGAUAUAAUAAGAUACUAUGAUCCGAUGCCUAUGUAUUGUUAGCUAGUACUAAAUUUUACGAAAUAAAUUUCCUUUGACUUAAAUUAUCACAUUUUUUGGUUUGACUUUUAUUCUUCUCCCUGAAGCGUACCGUGAAGAAGGUUAUUGUGAGUGGGUUGGAUGUCGUCAGCUGGUGCAGGACGCCGCGCCUCCCAACCAGGCGUCAUAGCCUCACCACUACAGGCAGCUAGCUCUCCAC
This is a messenger RNA of [Torrubiella] hemipterigena, 2079 nucleotides long. NCBI's taxonomy places the organism in Eukaryota, Fungi, Ascomycota, Sordariomycetes, Hypocreales, Clavicipitaceae. The record is from the annotation of a GenBank genome assembly.